AUGGUCAAACUGUUGCUGCAAGAAGUGACCAGUGACAUUUCAAAAACCAUUACCUCAGAAAACGAUAAAGUCCUUAAAGAACUCAGGGAUAUUAAAGAAGCACAAGUGAUUGGGCAACGCGAUAUCGCUGGUUUUAAAAAAGACAGAGAAACUGAUAGAGCGAUGUAUGCACAAUUACAAGACCAGUACAUGAAACUCAAACAGAAGUACGAAGAUACCACAAUACGUUUGAAAGACUUGAACAAGGAAAAAUGUGCACUAGCGAGGAAUCUUGGCAAACUUGAGACUGAUCAAAAUUCUUCACAGCAGGAAGUGAAAAUAUUAAAGGAACGCCAAUCCAGUGAUGCUGAAAAGUUUUUGUCAGAAAUCCAGUGCAGGGAAAAGGAAAUAGAAAGUCUAAGAAAAAGAAUUUCAGAACUAGAAGGGAUUAUUGCAUCAAGCAAAGAAACACACCAAGAGGAUUCAGUUCAGAUCCGGGAUCUUAACGAGAAAAUUGAAACAUUGAAAGAACAAAAGGGAGCUGUUGAAAAAAUGAAUAAUGAACUAUCGAAAGAAGUUGAGGAACUUAAAGAACACAGUGUCAGCCCAACUAACGGUUUGCCAUCGUGGCGUCAUGACAUGCAGUCUGGAAGAGAACUGACCGUAUAUUCAAAGGAGACAAAGAGAAUAAGCGAAAGCCCUAGACUUCCUCGCCAGUCGGACAUGGGAAUGCCACGGCUUGGCCCAAAACCAUUUCAUACUCCCGGCGCAUAUAACACUCCGCGACAGCAAGCCUUUGUCGGCACCGGUCCGUCAACAGCAUCCCACAACAUUGUACAUAAGAAGGGACAGAAAUUCGCCUCCAGAGAGUAUCGCAAAUAG
Messenger RNA from Mizuhopecten yessoensis (Yesso scallop), 861 nucleotides. RefSeq names its product cancer-associated gene 1 protein homolog. The transcript has a single exon. Lineage: Eukaryota; Metazoa; Mollusca; Bivalvia; Pectinida; Pectinidae. Bases 1 to 861 code for a protein of 286 amino acids. The record is from RefSeq and is a predicted model, not a curated record.